AUGGCGGGCAGAGAGUGCAAUAUAAAUUCCACUUUAUUCAUUCUCAGUACUAAAGCCAUACAACACAUAUCAGAGUCAGUGUUUGUGGGACUGUGUCGCAAAGUGGGGACCUCACAAGUGGUGGCCAUGAGGAGAGAUAUAAUGGACAUCUAUGAGAUGGCGAUGAAUAAAGUGACAAAAAGUCAUGAGGACAGUGUGGUGGUGAGUGGAAGUUACAGAGAAGGAUUCAGACUGAAAGGAUCAGAUAUAGACAUGAUGUUCUGGCGAAAUAAACACUGUGUAAUCUGGGACUUAUCUCAGUCUCAGUAUUACAACAUACACAGACAAACACUGAUCCUCUGUGACUGUUCUGAUAGUCCACCAGGAUUCACUUUGUUAUAUUUACUGUCACCUAGAGUGUAUAGAGAAAUCCAGAGAGCGUGUGUUGGAAUGAAUAACAGAUAUUAUGUAUCUAGUUCUAAAUACAGACAGAUCAGUUUAUCUGCAUUAUCACUACCAUAUAACCUCACUCCACAUGGACCCUGUGUCAGUGGAACAUUUGCAACAAUAGAAUUUGAUAAUGCCCACUGUUUUGCUAGUGCCUUUUGGCCUCCCUCUGCCUCCACAUGGAUAGACAGAUGUCACUCAUGGCCCCAGCCUCAUGUUGUUGAUGAUAUAGUGAAAAAUGGAUGUCACUUUGUAGCAAUUGGACAUAAGCUAGGAAAUCAUGAAGAUCAUGAAUGGAGAAUUUCUUUCUCCCAAGCAGAACAAAAACUUGUGUAUGUAAUGAAUCACUCUCAGUUCUUAACAUACGGCUUACUUAAAUUGAUCUUAAAAGAAAUAAUUAACAAUGGAGUAGGUGAUGGUGAUAGAUUACUGUGUUCCUACCACGUGAAGACGGCAGUUUUCUGGGUGAUUCAACAAAAUGCAAAACCUCAAUGGUGUCCUCAAAAUCUCCUGUGGGGUUUCUGGGUCUGUUUUAAACUCAUCCUCAAAUGGGUGUAUGAGGGGGUCUGUCCUAACUUUUUCAUUCCAGACAACAACAUGUUUCUGAGUAAAAUUCAUGGCGUCAAACAACAUCAAUUAUUUUUAAGACUGUCAGAGUUGUAUGAGAAGGGUUUAGCAUUCCUGCUACACAGUCCCUCCAUUAGAUCUUAUAUUAUAGAUAUCCUCUAUAACCCAAGAAACUCUAUCUGUACAAAUGAUCAUACUCUGAUUUCUGAGGCUGAGUUUGAUAGAAAUCUAUUUUGUGAAAUAUCAUGUAUUUACAUAAUACCAGAACAAUUCGACAUACAUAUCUGUAUGAGAUAUCUACACACAAUAGAACAGAUGAUAGGUUCACCCCUCCUGACACAGUAUCAAGUCUUAGCGCUACAGAAACUUAGCGGUAGUGUCCUUCAGAGAACCGCUUUAAUACUACACAUGGAAACUUACACACCUGACAACAAACUGAGGUUUAGAGUUGACAAAAUGUCCUGUCAAAUGCUGAAAUUAGCAGCCAAGUUUGGUUGUAUUACAGACAUGCUGUACAUAGCCAUGUAUUAUUACAAGACACUAAGAUACACGGAAGCUUUAUCUAUAAUAGGGAUGAUCAAAGUCAAGUUAGUGGCACAGCCGUGUGUGAUGUACGGGUUAAAUGUUGAUACAGAGAUGUAUACAAAGGCUGUAGGGGGGCAGUCCUGGUCUACAAAGAUGAGACACACUGUAGCAUGGAAUAUCAGACUUAACAAUGAAAUCCAUUACAUUAGUGAAUUAAUACCUGAACAACAUUCUGCUCUACAGAACCACUGGUCUUUAUUAAUUGUACCAUCCGUGGUACUGUUAUACAUGCUAGAGAUCUUGUGCUACAGACAUGUUAACACAAUGCGAGUACAAACAGCUCUAGAUAAUCUACAGACCCUAGUGCACUAUGAUCAGGGACAAAUUAUAGAUUUAGGUUACAGGGAGAUAUCGUGGCAUAUUCUGGGGAUCUGUCAACAGGUGACAGGGAACCUUCAGGCUGCUCUAUACUCAUACCAACAAUCCCUCAGACAACACCCAUUUAACAACAUACGAACAGCUACAGAAAUGAGAAUACAGAGAGUUUGCCAAUGCAUUCCCUUAAUUAGUUAA
Messenger RNA from Saccostrea cuccullata (small rock oyster), 2091 nucleotides. RefSeq lists its product as uncharacterized. The transcript has 2 exons. The record is from RefSeq and is a predicted model, not a curated record. The coding region runs from base 1 to 2091 and encodes 696 amino acids. Lineage: Eukaryota; Metazoa; Mollusca; Bivalvia; Ostreida; Ostreidae.